Molecule: messenger RNA, 1764 nt
Organism: Diaporthe citri
Lineage: Eukaryota; Fungi; Ascomycota; Sordariomycetes; Diaporthales; Diaporthaceae
Exons: 3
Coding region: 1-1764 (587 amino acids)
Biological process (GO): translational initiation
Cellular component (GO): cytoplasm; eukaryotic translation initiation factor 3 complex
Molecular function (GO): translation initiation factor activity
Source: RefSeq, a predicted model, not a curated record
AUGUCGAAAUCGAUCGCCGACAUCAUCGCGGCGCUGCCCGACGGCGACGGAUGGGGGCCCCCAGUCACGACAGAGACCACCCUGAAUGGCGUCCCAUACGCCCCCUUCUCCAAGGGCGACAAGCUGGGUCGCAUGGCCGACUGGACUGCCGAUGGCAAGGAUGGCCGCGAUGGUCGUGGAGGACGGGCCCAGUACAAUAGGAACUACAGAGACCAACAGACUUACGGCUCUGCAAGCGCCUCCCUCUUCGCAGCACCGGCUGUCGAGCAAGACGAAUCCUCCUUCUCCGUCGUCUCCAACGUUCGCGACAGCGGCAAGUCCCGAUUCGGCCGCGGCGCCGUCUUCACACGUGGCGGCCGUGGCCAGCGUGGCGGUGCCCGAGGAGGACAGGACAGCCGUGGCGGUGGACGUCAACAGUUCAGCAGCCGUGGUGGAGGCCGGGGUGGCUACGACAGCGGGCGCGGUGGACGGAAUAACGCCGGUGGCCGUGGCGGCGGCGGCCGUCGCUUCGGCUGGAAGGACUACGACAAGCCUCAGCGGAACCGCGACGCCUCCAUCAACAUCCGCGCCGACUGGAAGCUGCUCGAGGAGAUCGACUACAACAGGCUGCUCAAGCUCAACCUGGACGCCGACGAGGGCGAGGACAUCGACAGCUACGGCUUCGUGUCCUACUACGACCGCUCCUACGACAAGCAGCCCGUCAAGUCGGCCGAGAAGAAGCUCAACCCCAUCGACCGCGCCGCCUACAACGUUACCACGUCGUCCGACCCCAUCAUCCAGGAGCUGGCCGACAAGAACGAGGCCACCGUCUUCGCCACCGACAGCGUGCUGUCCAUGCUCAUGUGCGCGCCCCGCUCCGUCUACCCCUGGGACAUUGUCAUCGUCAAGCAGGGCAACAAGGUGUUCCUGGACAAGCGCGAGAACGCUGCGCUGGACAUGGUCACCGUCAACGAGAACGCGGCCGACGCACCGCUCGAGGCCUCUGAGGGCUCCAAGGACGUCAUCAACCAACCGGCGGCGCUGGCCGAGGAGGCGACAUACAUCAACCACAACUUCGCCAACCAGGUGGUGCUCGAGUCACAAAAGGUGGAGAUGUCGCACGGCAACCCCUUCUACAACGCGGCCGAGGAGACGGAGCCGCCCGCGUCCAAGGCUUACCGGUACCGCAAGUUCGACAUCAGCAUCAACGACGAGGCCCCCGUGUACCUGGUGGUGCGGACGGAGCUCGACGCGGUGCAGAAGAACGCCAUCAGCGGCGACGACCAGUUCCUGCGCGUGCACGCCCUCAACGAGUUCGACAGCAAGGCCCAGGGCAGCGGCGGCGCCCUGGACUGGCGCUCUAAGCUCGUGUCGCAGCGCGGUGCCGUUGUCGCCACUGAGAUGAAAAACAACUCUUGCAAGCUUGCCCGAUGGACCGUGCAGAGCAUCCUGGCCAAGGCGGGACCAGAUGAAGAUCGGCCUCCUCACAGAUUCGUCUCCCGAGUCAACCCCAAGGCCAACGACAAGCACGUUAUCCUGGGCGUUGUCGGUUGGAAGCCGCGCGACUUCGCCAACCAGAUGAACCUGUCGCUGUCCAACGGUUGGGGCAUCGUGCGGACCAUCUCAGACAUGGUGCUCAAGGCGGGAGACGGCGACGCAAAGUACGUCCUCGUCAAGGACCCUAACAAGAGCAUCCUGCGCCUGUACGACGUACCCGCCGGGUCGCUGGAUGAGGAGGAGGACGAGGCCGAGGAGCCCGCCGCCGAGGAGGGCGGCGAGGAGUAG